UCAGAAUUAACAACAAAAAAUGCUUUCCAACAACUUUUCUUCUGCACUUUUCGUGAUAAUUGCUAUGUUUUUAUUCAAUUUCAUAUCUGGUGUUCCAAUAAUUAUGUCAAAUCCACACGAAACACCUCAUCUAGUUACUGAAAAAAUAAGUAAAUCAUGGACUGAUGAACGGCUCUGUGUGCUGAAAAUGGGCUCAGCCUGUCCGCAGGGAUUCACUGAGGAUCAGCUCAAGCUUUCUGUUCAGACUGAUGUAAAUCCGAAGGACUAUGGUCACAAUGGAGAACAGCUGAUCAGAAUGGGACAAGCCGGUGAAACAUCGUUAACUCGGAAUGUGUACGAUGCACUUUACACGCUCACAAUAACAACAUGCUGUAAAUAGGAGUUCAUUUAAUUUUUUAGUUUUAAUAAUUCUGUCAAUUUCUUGUUCGGGUUAAUAUAUUGAAGUCAAAAAAAACAAGCAAAAUAAAUAAAUACAUUUAAAUGUACAAAAAUGUACGAAA
Messenger RNA from Caenorhabditis elegans, 500 nucleotides. RefSeq lists its product as uncharacterized. NCBI's taxonomy places the organism in Eukaryota, Metazoa, Nematoda, Chromadorea, Rhabditida, Rhabditidae. The transcript has 3 exons. The record is from RefSeq and is marked reviewed. Bases 20 to 379 code for a protein of 119 amino acids.